UAUCUUGUCCUAAAUCAACCCCUCUCCACCUUCGAAUUCGAUGAAUCGCCUGUUAUAAUAGUUAUAUUUGAAUGGGCUCUAGCCCUUGAAUUUCCACGGUUGGGUUUGUUUCGUGUCUCACUCGACUGCCGCGUUCGAUCGCCUUUGUUUACAUCACCAUGGCCGCAGCCGGCGCGAGGGCGCAGAAGCCUGUAGGCUCUGCAGCUUGGAUUUCGACCGAAAAGGAGAACUGUGGCCAAUUGGUGGAUCAGGAGAUGGAAGAGAUUGAGUUUCCUGUGCGAUAUGAGAUGGAAUGGUUGAACGAGCACAUGGCGGAAGUCUUCUCGAAUAAUCAAUUUAAUUUUACAGACGUUUUCAAGACUCCCGGCAAGCUUCGAGGCAAGACCCCUCGGACUUUACGGAAACGUGAUGCAACGGAGAGUCGUGUGCCCUUGAGUGAAAUCUUUUCAUCCGUCCAAAAGAAUCGAGCUGAGAGUCGAUUUUCUCCGAGCCCUGCAGUUUAUCGCUCACCUACCAAGGCCGUAAUCCCACCCUCAGCUCCUACUCCCCCGCUCAAACCCACGAAUAUCACGACGAAGACGUCACAGCCCCAACCCCAGUAUCCUGACCUGAGUCAGAAUCUCAACUCCUUCUCACAAUACAAUGCAGACUCUGGUUAUCAUGGAAUUCCGGAAGAUGAGGACGACGACGACGAUAUUGUUUUAACGCAGGUGGCUCCAGAGUCCCAGCUAUCCACCCAACCGUUGGACCUUGAGCCCAUCCCGGUUGAUGAAGCACCCCGUUCGUCCGUCGAUCGCCGUACCACAGAUACGUCGUUCCAUUCCGCCCACGAAGAGGUUCGCCAGCGCGGAGAGACUGUCGAACCCAUGCAUAUCGACUCACCAGAACAAAGCGGCGAGGGAUGUACCCCCCAGCCAGAAUCAAGGAAGGAAUCAGAGCCAAAACGGAAAUCUGAUACCCCACGCAAAACUACACCUCCAUCCAAGCAGGAGACAUUAUCUAAGCCAGACGUCGACGAUAACCAGGAUAAAGAUGCGAAAUCAUCAUCCCCAGUGAAAGGCUCUAGUGCUCAACCAUCCUCUCCUCAUCAAGAAGUAGCGCCUGAAAAAGAUGAAAUGGCUCUGGAUACCUUGGAUGAUAUUGAUACCCCUUCGGAUGGAUUCACCCCGGAACGCCCCGUCAUCCGCAAGAGCAGCCUCAGUUUCGCGUCCCUUCCUGCCCGAGAACCGCUUACAACAAAGAGUCUUGGAGGGUCAAGGCUUUCACGGACUAGCCAUGUUGACAUCGUCAAGUCCAAUCCUUCAGGUGGUUCGAAUUACUUUGGCCGGCAGACUGGCGGUCAACGGUCCACUCAAGCCCCUGUGGAAGAAAACCCUACGCCCGCAGAGAAGAUGGAUAUUGACGAGAUCAAAGAUACUUCUAAUGCUGAUGAGUCAGAUGCGGAUACUAGGGCCAGUAAACUUCAUAACAAAUCCUCUACCCAAAGACUACAUGAGAAGAUCAGUAUGUUGGGUAAACUUCAACCAUCACGCCCUACCAAAUCGAUCCCUGCAGUUGCUGGUCUCUCCUCUGCACAGGUUUCCUAUCCUGAGCUCCCUGCAGCCAAACCAGAGGAUAAACCCGACGCAUCUGCGUCCAAAUCGCGUGAAACGGUGACCGCGGAGCCCCCCACGAAUGCUGAAGAUGACUGGAUUAAGCCCUUGAAUUCUCCGUACCAGCUCAAUUUCCCCAGAAGUCAGGCGCCCGAGAGCAAGCCAAAGGUGUCGGUUCCUUCCAAAAAUGGGGUUUCCGAUGAACCUGCCUCUUCUGCUCCCCGUAGUAAGGCCGCUGAUGACGAGGCCCCACGAACUGAAGCCAGGCAGAGGUCGGGAACAAUCCGUGGUAAAUCAUCGACCCCGAUAUUCUCAUCGCCACGAGGCUACGGUCACCAGAAAAGUGCGUCUGUUCAUCUUGACGAUACAAUUUCGACAACUCCAGUGGGCUCUCCUAGCCGCCACGUUGGCCCUUUGAGCGCAUCUAAGUCAAGACUUCAGUCCAUUGUAAGAACUGCCAAGGGACUUUUCACAAGCUCCGGGGGGGUGUCGGCAGUUGCGAGGAUGGAGGCCUCCUCGCCGGAGGAGCCCAGGGUGCAAUUAGAACGCGCGACUACGGAUGUUUCUCAAAGCAACCACCGACCUCUGUCGGUUUUCAGCCCGCCGCGGCAUGAAGGACGUCGGACCCGAAGCUCCACCGAAAAGGAGGAGAGGCGUAAGCAACAGGAGCUGGAAGACCGCAAACGCGAAGAGGAGCUUGCGGAAAAGGCCCGCCAGCAGGAGAAGCCGCGCGCUAUGCAGCAAAAGACUGCGCGUGAAAGGUCACACACUGAGUCCGAUGCACGCGGACAGCCCGUGUCUUUAUCGACACUAACCUCGCCAAACCGAGCGCCGCAAGCGAAGCCUCAAAUGAAAGAACUGGAAACCCCCACUGAGAAUGUCAUCAAAGCUCCUUCACAGCCUGCCGCGUCUCAGGCUCCUUCCAGACUCGGUAACAAUCGCCCUACUCGGCCUACCCGUGAAAUCCAACAGAAACCAAAACCUCAGCCUGUGUCAAUCCGUGUCAACAGUGCCCUCUCUCGACAAAUGCCUCUAGCUUCCUCCGUGGCUGCCGGCUCUCAAGAGUCUAAUCUCCCUGCACCCACGGCCCCCGCAUCGGCAGCAAAACCGCCAACGCUGAAGAAAAAGGCAAGCAACUCAUCCCUUCAUACGGCUGCCUCCAAUAGUAGCUUUAAGAGUUCUGUCUCAAGCCAAACACAACGUAAAGCACAGCUUGCAAGCGAAAGGAAGAGAGAGCAGGAAGAACGUGAGGCACGACGAAAGGAGGAGCAGAGACGCGAAAUAGAGCGCAAACGCGCAGCACAGCAACAGGAAGAAGCCCGUCGCCAGGAGAUGCGGAGCCGGGCAGAAGUUGAGCGAAGGGAGAAACUUGCUGAAGACCCCAAGAAGGCGGCUCAGAUGCAGGCGAUUGAGAAGCGCAGGCUAGAGAAUGCACGCAGACUCGAACGACAGGGCAGCCAGCAACCGGAGGCAGCUCCUCAAUCCUCUCAGCGCAGCGAAAUGGGCAACAACCGCCCGGCCUCACGUCUGGGCUCGGCGCUCGGUCGACCGAUCAAUCAACCCCAGCCCAACCCGGCCAAGCCGCCCAAGAGAGGGCUGGAUGAAGAGGCCAAUAACCGCCCUGCUACCGCGAAACCCGCAACGAUACAGUCAUCCGGUGAAACGAAGCGUAGAAGGACGGACGAUGAACAGAACCGCGCAUCCAUGCGACCAACUAUGGCCCCGCCAAUCCGCCAGUCGACUAUUCGCAAGGAACCUACCAAGCUCUCCAUAUACGGUCAUGCUCCGCACUCUGCGGUACCCCAAGCCAGCUCCUCAAACUUCAAGACCGUCUCAGCGCAGAAGCCUGCGCAUCCCAUGGACAUGGCCAAGUAUGCCAGCGGCAAGAUCCCAUUUGCAGAAUCCUCCAGCGCUGCGGCACCAUCCCAGUCGCAUAGAACUCCCGGUGCAAGCUCUUCUGGCAAAGCACCCGCGAAGUCAUCUCCCCAUUACCCCAACGGCGAGAAUAUUCAUCUCCCAGAGAUUGCGACGGAUAGCGAAGAUGAGGAUUCCGAUGCCGAGAUGCUCCCUGUUCCCAAGUGGGCGCAGCCGAAGCAGCUUGAGGGUCUUCUGAGGGACCAGGAAGGGCUGGAGGCGGACUCUAUUUUCGGACCCAUUGCACCCUUUUCGCUGGAGGAAACGUUCAAGGCAGACAAGAGGGUCAAGAAGUUCCGCGACCGAACCAGCAGCGCAAACUGGUCAGGGCCGGAUGGACUGACCCAGGAGGAGAUUCGCCGCGACAUUGCGGAGCGACAACGGCUGCGUCUGAACGGUGGGUGGACUUUUGGACUUUAAUUCAAUCGCAUUUGUGGUACCUUCUAUUAUUUUCUGGAGCUGUGUUGUUGGGAUAUUCUUUUUUAAUCAUGAGCACCGGGCCGUGGAUGGCAUGAGUGGAUGGCGUUUUAUUUUAAAUGAUACAUUUGUGCAAUUACAAUAUUUUAUUAGAUUUAAGAAUUGGGCCA
Messenger RNA from Aspergillus ochraceoroseus IBT 24754, 4093 nucleotides. RefSeq lists its product as uncharacterized. The coding region runs from base 159 to 3926 and encodes 1255 amino acids. The record is from RefSeq and is a predicted model, not a curated record. NCBI's taxonomy places the organism in Eukaryota, Fungi, Ascomycota, Eurotiomycetes, Eurotiales, Aspergillaceae. The transcript has 4 exons.